Fusarium falciforme is the source of this 1554-nucleotide messenger RNA. RefSeq lists its product as hypothetical. The transcript is spliced from 7 exons. The coding region runs from base 1 to 1554 and encodes 517 amino acids. NCBI's taxonomy places the organism in Eukaryota, Fungi, Ascomycota, Sordariomycetes, Hypocreales, Nectriaceae. Gene Ontology annotation, molecular function: monooxygenase activity; heme binding; iron ion binding. The record is from RefSeq and is a predicted model, not a curated record.
AUGAGCGCUGACCAAGGUUUGUCGCCAGGCCUGCUGCGGGAGGCAUUUGUUGCCCUCAACCCCGGGACCGUGAUUCUCACAGCCGUCAUCGGCUUGGCGGUGCUGUUCCUGGCCGACUCGCUGCGGUCGUGGUACCGUUUGUCCCACGUUCCUGGUCCAUUCUGGGCCGGUUUCUCCAAGGCUUGGAUGGUGAGACAGUCACUCAAGGGAACACAGCCUUACGCCAUCCAAGCGGCCAAUGAAAAAUAUGGGUCGCUCGUGCGCAUUGGGCCCAAUGAGCUGGCAACUGAUGAUCCCAAACUACUGCGCCGGAUGAUGGCCAGUCGCUCGCCAUAUUCGAGAGGGCCUUGGUACAACGCACUCCGUUUCGAGCCUGGCAAAGACAACUUGUUCUCGAUGCGUGAUGAUGAUGCUCAUGCAAAAUUGCGUAACAAGAUGGCAGCCGGCUACUCAGGCAAGGAGAACGAGUCACUGGAGCGCACUAUUGACGCGCACAUUGCACGACUUAUCGACCUCAUAGAAACCAAGUAUCUCUCAACGUCUCGAGAGUACCGCCCGGCGGACUUUGCUCAGAAGAUUCAAUAUUUCACGCUAGACGUUAUCAGCGACCUAGCUUUUGGCCAGCCCUUCGGUUACGUGGAGCAAGAUGACGACGUCUUCGACUUUAUCAAGAUUACACGCUCUUUUUUCCCAGUCACUCUGGUCCUCGCCAACAUACCCUCAUUGGUUUCCCUCCUACACUCACGUCUUUUCCGGGGUCUUUUGCCCAAAGAGAGCGACAAGUUUGGUUUCGGGGCAUUCAUUGGCGUAGCGAAUAAAAAGGUUGCAGAGCGAUUCGCGCCAAACGCUACGCAGCACUCGGAUAUGCUCGGAUCCUUCAUCCGUCAUGGGCUCAGCCAGGAAGAAGCGUCUAGAGAGUCACUGCUUAAUGUUGUCGCCGGAAGCGACACCUCGGCGACCACUAUCCGCGUCAUCAUGUUGAGCCUGCUCAGCAACCCAGUGGCCUACAGAAACCUGCAGAAGGAAAUUGACGAUGCCAUCAAGGCUGGGAAAAUAUCCUCACCCGUUACCGACGCCGAAGCGCGCAAACUCCCAUAUCUCCAGGCUGCUAUACAAGAAGGGCUGCGGAUAAAGGCGCCCGCGGCCGGUCCUCUCUUCAAGACGGUGCCCAAGCAAGGUGAUACCAUCGAUGGCAAGUUCAUCCCUGGAGGAACACAGAUUGGCACUUCUCCGUUCAGCAUCUACCAUUCUAAAAAGAUAUUCGGCAAGGACGCGGCUCUCUUUGUACCAGAACGCUGGCUGGAAGCAGAACCGGAACAGGUCGAGGGCAUGUCUGAGGUGGUGAACCUCGUCUUUUCCAGCGGAAAAUACCAGUGUCUCGGCAAGCCAGUAGCAUUCAUGGAACUGAACAAGAUUUUCGUUGAGCUUUUGAGACGUUUUGAUUUUGCCAUGGUGCGUCCCGAAAGACCUCUGCAUAUCAUGAACGCGGGUAUUUGGCUUAUUGAGGAUUUUCCCGUGCGCAUUUCACGACGGGAGAGUGGUCCCGACACUUGA